AUGCUGGCCGCGAUCCGCCGGAGCGGGGCUGCGUGGACGCGGGCGCUGCUGCUGCAGCUGCUCCUGGCGGGGCCCGGGGGCUGCCUGAGCCGCCAGGAACUCUUUCCGUUCGGCCCGGGACACGGGGACCUGGAGCUGGAGGCUGGGGAUGACCAAGUCUCCCCAGCCCUGGAGCUGAGGCGGGCGCUCCGCUUCUUCGACAAAUCCGACAUCAACUCGGUCUACGUCACCACAAAUGGCAUUAUUGCCAUGAGUGAACCCCCGGCCAAAGAAUCCUCCCCUGGGCUCUUCCCACCGACCUUCGGAGUAGUUGCACCUUUCCUGGCGGACUUGGACACGACAGAUGGCUUUGGGAAGGUUUAUUACCGGGAAGACUUAUCCCCCUCUGUCACUCGGCUGGCAGCGGAGUGUGUCCAGAGAGGGUUCCCAGAAAUCUCUUUCCAGCCCAGUAGCGCGGUGGUUGUCACUUGGGAAUCCGUGGCCCCUUACCAAGGGCCCAGCAAGGACCCUGCCCAAGAAGGCAAGAGAAACACAUUCCAGGCUGUUCUGGCCUCCUCCGAUUCCAGCUCCUACGCCAUAUUCCUUUAUCCUGAAGACGGUCUGCAGUUCGACACGACAUUUUCAAAGAAGGAUGAGACCCAAGUUCCCGCUGUGGUUGCAUUCAGUCAAGGUGUACAAGGAUUUAUAUGGAAGAGCGAUGGAGCUUAUAACAUAUUUGCCAACGACAGAGAAUCAAUUGGAAAUUUGGCCAAGAGCAGUAACUCCGGGCAGCAGGGCGUCUGGGUGUUUGAGAUUGGGAGCCCGGCCACGGCCAGUGGUGUAGUGCCCUCCGACGUGAGCCUCGGACUGGACGACGGAGCAGAAUAUGAUGAUGAAGAUUACGACUCGGUGACACAUCUGGGCCUAGAGGACGUGGGCACGACAUCCUUCCCCUAUGAGGCUCCGAGAAGCGGAGACCCCAGCAUGCACAGCGUGCCCUGGGUCCUCUCCCCCCGCCGCCUGCCCACCGAGAGGCCCCCUGGACCUCCCGGACCUCCUACGGAGAGGACCAGAUCUUUCCAGCUGCCGGGGGAGAGGUUUCACCAGCAGCACCCACAGGUCAUAGACGUGGAUGAAGUUGAGGAAACAGGAGUGGUAUUCAGCUACAACACGGAUUCCCGCCAGACGUGUGCCAACAACAGACACCAGUGCUCUGUGCACGCGGAAUGCAGGGACUUCGCCACGGGCUUCUGCUGCAGCUGCGUUGCUGGCUACACUGGGAACGGCCGACAGUGUGUCGCAGAAGGAGGCGAGUUCACCCGCCAGGCCGAGGUGACUUUCGUGGGGCACCCGGGCAAGCUGGUCAUCAAGCAGCGGUUCAGCGGCAUCGACGAGCACGGACACCUGACCAUCACCACGGAGCUGGAGGGCCGCGUGCCGCAGAUCCCCUUCGGGUCCUCGGUGCACAUCGAGCCCUACACAGAGCUCUACCACUACUCCCCCGGGGUGAUCACAUCCUCCUCCACCCGGGAGUACACCGUGAUGGAGCCUGAGCAAGAUGGCGCUGCCCCUUCCACCAUCUACACUUACCAGUGGCGCCAGACCAUCACCUUCCAGGAGUGCGCCCACGACACCUCCCGGCCGGCCCUGCCCAACACCCAGCAGCUCUCAGUGGACAGUGUGUUCGUCCUGUACAACCAGGAGGAGAGCAUCUUGCGCUAUGCGCUAAGCAACUCCAUCGGUCCCGUGAAGGACGGCUCCCCCGAUGCCCUUCAGAAUCCUUGCUACAUCGGCACUCAUGGGUGCGACACCAACGCGGCCUGUCGCCCCGGCCCCGGGGUUCAGUUCGCCUGCGAGUGUUCCAUCGGCUUCCGAGGGGACGGGAGGACCUGCUCUGAUAUCGAUGAAUGUUCAGAACAGCCCUCGGUGUGUGGGAGCCACGCGAUCUGCAAUAACCACCCCGGAACCUUCCGCUGCGAGUGUGUGGAAGGCUAUCAGUUUUCAGAGGAGGGGACGUGUGUGGCUGUCGUGGACCAGCGCCCCAUCAACUACUGCACGACGGGCCUCCAUGACUGUGACAUUCCACAGCGGGCGCAGUGUAUCUACAUGGGAGGGUCCUCCUAUACCUGCUCCUGUUUGCCGGGCUUCUCUGGGGACGGCCGAGCCUGCCAAGAUGUGGAUGAAUGCCAGCCAAGCCAAUGUCACCCCGAUGCCUUCUGCUACAACACUCCCGGCUCCUUCACAUGUCAGUGCAAACCCGGCUAUCGCGGAGACGGCUUCCAUUGUGUGCCUGGAGAAAUGGAGAAAACGCGGUGCCAGCUGGAGCGAGAACACAUCCUCGGGGCGGCGGGGGCAGCGGACCCACCGCGGCCAGGUCUGUUCGUCCCCGAGUGUGACGAGCAUGGGCACUACGUGCCCACCCAGUGCCACGGCAGCACCGGCUACUGCUGGUGUGUGGAUCGCGACGGCCGUGAGCUGGAGGGCACCAGGACCAGGCCCGGGAUGAGGCCCCCCUGUCUGAGUACAGUGGCCCCCCCGAUUCACCACGGACCCUCUGUCCCCACUGCUGUGAUCCCUCUGCCACCUGGGACCCACUUACUCUUUGCUCAGACCGGGAAGAUAGAGCGCCUCCCCCUGGAAGGAAGCACCAUGCAGAAGUCAGAAGCCAAGACGCUGCUUCAUGCCCCGGAUAAAGUCAUCAUUGGCCUGGCCUUCGACUGUGUGGACAAGAUGGUUUACUGGACCGACAUCAGUGAGCCUUCCAUUGGGAGAGCCAGUCUGCAUGGCGGAGAGCCAACCACCAUCAUUCGGCAAGAUCUUGGAAGCCCAGAAGGCAUUGCCCUCGACCAUCUUGGCCGCAACAUUUUCUGGACUGAUUCUCACUUGGAUCGAAUAGAAGUUGCAAAGCUGGAUGGGACCCAGCGCCGGGUGCUGUUUGAGACUGACUUGGUGAAUCCCAGAGGCAUCGUAACGGAUUCCGUGAGAGGGAACCUUUAUUGGACAGACUGGAACAGAGAAAGCCCCAAAAUCGAAACUUCCUAUAUGGACGGCACAAACCGGAGGAUUCUGGUGCAGGAUGAUCUGGGCCUGCCCAACGGGCUUACAUUCGAUGCCUACUCGGCUCAGCUCUGCUGGGUGGACGCAGGUGACAAAGAGCCCUGCGCCUGGCUGCUGGGGUUGCAACAGAGUUCUGUGGUUGCUGUAGAUCUUGCCAUUUCCAAAGAGACGGAUACCUUCCACCCCCACAAGCAGACCCGGCUGUACGGUGUCACCACGGCCCUGUCUCAGUGUCCCCAAGGUCACAACUACUGCUCGGUGAACAAUGGUGGCUGCACCCACCUCUGCUUGGCCACCCCUGGAAGCAGGACCUGCCGUUGCCCUGACAACACCCUGGGAGUUGACUGCAUCGAGCGGAAAUGA
Puma concolor (puma) is the source of this 3399-nucleotide messenger RNA. Lineage: Eukaryota; Metazoa; Chordata; Mammalia; Carnivora; Felidae. The record is from RefSeq and is a predicted model, not a curated record.